Molecule: messenger RNA, 896 nt
Organism: Hyalella azteca
Lineage: Eukaryota; Metazoa; Arthropoda; Malacostraca; Amphipoda; Hyalellidae
Exons: 7
Coding region: 31-747 (238 amino acids)
Source: RefSeq, a predicted model, not a curated record
UGUACACAUUUAGUGAAUAGUGAACUCAAAAUGCUACUUGUCAUUCAUUGUUGGUUGAUCAUAAUAGGAUUCAUCGCCGGCAGUUUGGCAGAUGGAGAGACGCCUUGCGACGUCGACGGGUGCAUGGCAGCGGGCGCGUCUACCGCAGACGGUGCCACGGAGGGGCGCCCGUGUGAAGACCUGCGCUGUCCAUGCGAGAAAGAUUACUACUUCAACACCACCACCAGGACGUGCCAGGCGCUGCCGACCAUACGUCGUCGCAGGGCGGUCGAAGGCUCGAGCGUCGGGGGCUUCUGCUCGCCGACCACGGCCUGCCUCGAUGGCCUGGAAUGUUCAAACGACCAAUGCAAAUGUCCAGAAGGUUGCGAUUACGUCCCAGACCUGCAAGCCUGUUUCUGCGGUACUGACCAUUUCUCGUCGCUGCCUCUGAUCCUUGUCUGCAUUGUCUGGACGCCCAUCAACUUGUUCAUCUGGUACAAAGGAUUCGCUGUGACCAACUUUUGUAAACGCCGUCUGCGAAGUCGACCGAAAACUCCACUUCACGCGUCACUGAAGAUGAACUCUCCUAAAGUGUUACCACAGGCGGCCGGCCCUGAAGUGGCCGCGACUACACCACCACCGGUCUUCACGGUGUCCGCAGCCUCAGCUGGAUCGUCAAGACGAGCGAACGUCGUGGCACAGGAUGACACGUUGCUGGCAGCAGCAGUAGAAAGCAGGAUCGACCAAGCAUCGCCUCGCGUCGGUUGAACCAACAAUCAUUUUGGUAUCGAUCAAACCUUCCUUGACUGAAUUGCAUUCACGAGCUAACUCUUCUCAGGAUGCAUUUAACGAUCUAACAAACUUACGUUUGUUAGAUAUUAUUAUUUAUUAGUAUUAUAGAUAUUAUUAUUAGAUAU